AUGCCACCAACCUACGAAGAGGAGGCACUGCAACCUGAAUUCAUGAUAUCUGCACCUCUUUAUUUAUCGCUGCCCCACGAGUGGCAGCUCCCCAAGCGAAGAUGGGAGGAGGCUAUUUUCCAGUGGGCGAAGAACGCGCCUCCAACACCCAUUUUCUGGGAUUUCGAUGAUCGAUGA
This is a messenger RNA of Echinococcus granulosus, 177 nucleotides long. RefSeq lists its product as hypothetical. Bases 1 to 177 code for a protein of 58 amino acids. NCBI's taxonomy places the organism in Eukaryota, Metazoa, Platyhelminthes, Cestoda, Cyclophyllidea, Taeniidae. The record is from RefSeq and is a predicted model, not a curated record. The transcript is spliced from 2 exons.